Messenger RNA from Gongylonema pulchrum, 774 nucleotides. NCBI's taxonomy places the organism in Eukaryota, Metazoa, Nematoda, Chromadorea, Rhabditida, Gongylonematidae. The record is from the annotation of a GenBank genome assembly.
AUGUUAAAUGCGGCCAGGCAAAUUGGUGGCCAAUUUGCUGUACAGCAAAAAGAAAAGUUGGCCAAAUAUCUUUCGGCAUUUCAACUGAAAUAUUAUUUUGCUGUGGAUAAUACAUAUGUUGGGAAGAAGCUUGGCAUCAUUUUGUUCCCUUUUGCACAUCGAAAUGCGAUCCCCCUCUCCCUUAUUCUUCAGUUUUUCUUUUUACAACAUCCAUUACUGUGCCCCACAGCGCUCCUUCAUUUCCGGUUUACUCCCGAGCAGUUGGGCAUCAUUACAACAAAUGCCAUGGCAUAUCUAAUUUUCGAGAACAUUUUAAUCACAAUAACGAGGUAUAUUAUGAACAUAUCGCAAGCGCUGACAUUUUGGCAUUCGCUUGCAUACAGCAGUUAUAAAUUCGUUGGGAUGAAUAUUAGCUUGUUGGCUUUUAUUGUAGGUGGUAAAAUUACCUAUUAUUGGGUCUUAGCAUAUACAUCUUUUGCUGUUGUUUUCUUUUUGCUACGUACCGUGAAGACAUUCAUUCUGGAUGUGCAGAGCUCGUACACUGAAGAGGGUGGACGAAAGCGUAAAAUAUAUUUAUUACUUUUUAUAGCAUUCACGCAGCCCUUUCUGAUGUGGUGGUUAACCAGCUCGGUGACCAGUUAUACGCCCAGCAAAUUGGAUUUCGCGCAACUUGCUCUGUCAGGUAUGGGACUGAGCAAAGCAGCAAGUAAAGGCCAGGUACCGGUGCUACCGAAUGGAGAAGUUGAUUAUGAAGCGUUACUUAAAAUGCCCUGA